GACCAAUUUUGAAAAAUCCCACCAAAGUGUGCAGUGCAAAAAGAUCCUGUGGGGCCUAUGGCCAAGUGUGGGGAUGAGCAGAGGGACGAGGGAAAGUGACAGCUUGCUUAUUUUGACAUUUUGAAGCAUGGAGAGUGAUCGCCAUGGACCUGUCUUUUGAGGUGGAGGAUUUUUCACCCCCCUUUGAGGGAGACUUUUUUUUGAAACCCAGCGGGCCUGAACCUUAUCAGUUCGAGCCGCUGGCUCAGAGGGCCCAAAGCCGGUGCUACCGAGGCAGUGGAGGACAGAAUGGGUCCAGUUUCUGGGUGAAGCUUGUGAACAUGCAGAGGUUCUGGUGGCCCGGGUAUGAAAUGCAGCUUCUCGAACAGCUGCAGAGGCAACAAAACAGCGCCCAGUUCUGUGACACCCUGCUGCAAACUGAGGGUAUCUCAGUCCCAACCCACAGCUGUGUCCUCGCAGCUCUCAGCCCUUACUUGUCCCAGAGCUUGUCAGCCACUCCCUCCCCUCCAUUGGGGCAGAUGCGUCGGCUCCACCUGCAGGCGGUGACAGCCCAGACCUUACUGAAGCUCGUUGGCCUCCUGUACAGCGGGGAGCUGGAAGUAAAAAGUUGCGAGGAGCAGAACGACAUGUUGGCUGCAGCCCACAGGUUUGGAAUCUCAGACCUUGCAUUAGGAUGCGGAGAUGAGGGGCGGAAAGGUGAAGAGCUCCUGGAAAGGAGGGAAAGGGUUCGCACGGAAGAAGGCACACAGUUGCACAAAAGUGUGAAAAUGCAGGAUGCACAGGUUCAGGCUGAGAUGAGCGGAAGGACAGAUGAUGAUCCUCAUGUUAAAGGCAAAAGCUUUGUAUCGAUUGGGACACAAACCGUAAACAGCAGUCUGAUGUCUGCAGCCAGUCCCGGCCAUCUUUGUGGUCAAGCAACACCUCCAGCACUGCAGUGUGUAUCUUCUGUAGCAACCGUUUCUACUUCCCUGCAACCUGAAAACAUCACACAGUUUUCUUUUGCUUCUUACCCAACCAUCCACAGCGAUCCGGAGUCUACAGCUGGGCAGUCCUCUGACUGUUUAAUAUACCCCUCAUUCCCCUCAGCUUCAUCCAGGUAUAUAGAGACCUUACCAACCUCCCUCAAGGCUGAUGCCAGAUCACCAAGAUCUCAUAAAAAGAACAAUUGCAAACAGUCACCUAAGUCUGGAGAGAGCGUCUCAGACCAACACAGGUCAGGACAGGAGGAUGGAAACGCGAAUGUGGAUGGAGGGACUUCUGCUCAGCUAAGAGGAGUCUGCAGGGAAAGGAUACUUGGAGGAGAAAAGGAGAAGAGGAACUCGCAUUUUAUAGGAAGAGGAAAGAAUCUUGAGAAGAUGAAGCAGACAGAACAGGUGAUGAAGACUGCUCAGAUUCCCUUCAAGGUGAAACUGAAGAGGAGGGCUAAAGGAGAGCUGUGGAAGAUCGUGGGCCUGCAAGACGCAGAUGAGAUGGUGUCAGUUCUUACCACCAUGAAACGGAGUUGCUGCAGCCAGAAAACCCACUCGGCUCACUCCGUCCUUCCAGCCCAUAACCCAGAGUUCCAGACGGUUCAACCCGUUUUCACUUCUUCCCCCCAACCCCUCCACCAUGCCAGCCUCAGCUCUGACUCUGAAGCACGCUCCAACAGCUGCUUCUCAAUGAAUCAGAGCCACGAGCUGGAGUCCGAGAGCCUCUCUCCGCCUCCGGGCCCCGUGGAGGAGUCUGACGAGCAGAUUGACAAGCUGUUGGAGGACAUCAUGAUGAGCCUGAAUAUUCUGCCCGACUUGGACAAGAACUGCAAGAAGAAGCAGGCAAACUACGAUGGCGUGCCGACCUUUUGCCAAGGCCCAGCUGCAGAAGACGGCGCUGGGGUGACCCCGCUGCAUGCUGAUGUCAGUGCAGCAGGUUUCUACCAGGACUUAGAGACACAUGGUGGCCACUCAACCACAGACACAGGGAUCCAUUGUUGUUCUGGAGCUCAGAACCAGGCAAGCUACACAGACCCUCCUACUGGGCGAACUGAUUUGCAAACACAGCCCUCUGAGUCCAGCUCAUCUAUCCGAUCAUGUGGGCCAAUUAAUGGACUGAGCUGCCCAGGUGAGGAAAAUUCCUCAUAUCCUCAAACUACGGGAUCCAUCUUGCCUGUAAAGUGUUGCUCCAGCGGGGAAAAACUACAGUACUUUGUAUUACAGCAGCAAGAUCAGAACAUUGAGUUCUUAUCUGUUUCACAUGAAAGUGAAACACAGCCAGCUGAUGCGUUUUCCCUACAUUGUGUGGAUAACUUGAGGCUUCCACAAUGUCUUUCCCCGUUAGAGCCCUGUCCCUCUGCUGCUCAUCAACAGCCUGAUCCCAGCGUCUCGGUUCAGCCAGAAAAUUCUAUUCAGCCAUCGGUAAAAACUCGGCCCUGGCUCACAGAAGCUGCCUGCACGCUGCAGUUUCCUUUCAACGCCAUCACGGCAGGCAAAAACGCAUCUCGGCCGCCGGAAACAAGCAGCGGCUGUGGUGCAGAGCCGUCACAGCGUCGCAGGAAGUUGAAAGCAAAAAGCGACGGAAACGCUGGCUUCGUGAAGAAUGUGGAGGUGAGAGAACAAAAAUCCAAACUAGGAAGGAAAUCCGACCGUAUAAAGAGGAAGAAAAACAAAUAUGAGGCUGCAGAAGAUGCCGCUCCAUCUAAGAGGAGAAGGCAACCAGAUUCUCGGAAAGAGCCCGAAGGUUUACCUCUGGACUCGAUCUCAUCAGAACGCGGAGAUCCAGCUACAACUGUUUGUUCUGUGAGUUUGUCAUGUAACAAUGUGCCAAUAAAGGAAAGCGGAAAGACUAUCGGCUCUUUAAACAAACCACACACAGCUACUGGGACCGAGACGUCCAAAGGAGUCGCAAAUCUCGGCACCGAACAGACCCGAAUCAGAACGAGGGGCUUUAUGAAGAGAUCGCAGCAAAACACAAGCAACACUAUCUCAGAUAAGUGCUGUCUUUUAAUACCGGUAAUCAGCAGAGCUGUUGUGGCGCAAAAACAAGACCCAGCUCUUCCUAAGAGGAAACGUGGAAGGCCUCCUAAAAUAAAACUCGAGCAGAAUCUUCCAGAAGGUGUUUGCGCUAACGCUGAGAUCAAGGGUUGUAAGGCCGGCGAGAAGAUAUCUGAAAAAGAAACGCCAAAGGAAGAACGAAAAAAGGGCAGAAAGUUCAUGGUCAAUGCAAGUGAGGAAGAGACAGGGCAGCUGCAGAAAACCACGAGUCCUGAGCGUCCUGGAAAAAACGAAACAAACAACAUAAAAAGUAGUGAAACACAAAAACAGUCAUGGAAGGUCACUCUGAAGGAGUUUCAAAAGCUCAUCAAAUGCAAAGACUUCAAAACAAGGAAAGCAACUGAAGUCGAAGACGGAAACGAUUCUGUAGAUAUAGAAGAGUUAGAGAAGGUCAGGGAGGCAGCAGAUGAAGCAGAUACGGAGGCAGAAAUGCGUCAGGUGCUUUGUGAUUCCACAUUUGAUGAAAAGCACAAUCUGCUUCUUGAUACAUCAGCCGCUCAGUGGAAGCCAACCCAACAAGGUGUGACCGGCAGCUCAGAGACUAGGAGGAGCAGUGUUUCUGGUCAUGGGAAGAAACCAGCCUCUUGCCCUGAUGUCUUAGAAGAAGAGAUGGUCAUGUUGUCGUCUAACAGAGAGCAAGGUGCAGAUCAGAGCAACACCCUCACCGGCUGUGAUGGGGAGGAGGAGGAGGACGAAGAUGAGUUGGAUGUUAUGCUUUGCUCUCCUGACAAAGGGUCUUCAACCAGAGAGUUAGGAGAAAGAGUGGUCGUAAUUCCAGAUGACGAUGAAGAAGAAGAAGAGGAUGUGAACGAGAUAGAUGUGACUGGAGAUGAAAGGGAAUAAUGUUUCACCCUGUACUUUAUUUUUUACCAUGUUGGUUCAGCACUUUUAAUAUUUACAUUUUUAUUUAUAUUGUUAUUUUGAUUAGUCACUGUCUGGCAGACACUCACUUUGCUUGAACCAUUUAAUUUCCAGCUAGAUUUAGUGUAAAAUGUACAGUUCAAGUGGAUGUUAACAUUUCUGUAUUAAGCAUGAGGAAAGUUCUCCUUGUAAUUUAGAUUUCUUGAAUACAUUUUUACUAAUUUCUUUGAAGAAAUCUGAAAUGAUUAAGCUGAAAAAAAAAGUCUGAUAUAAUUGUGACUUCCUUUAUCUGUUAAGAACGGUUAAUGUUAAUUAAAACUUUGCCUUUUCUUGCCCGUCA
This is a messenger RNA of Girardinichthys multiradiatus, 4227 nucleotides long. RefSeq lists its product as uncharacterized. Gene Ontology annotation, molecular function: protein binding. Lineage: Eukaryota; Metazoa; Chordata; Actinopteri; Cyprinodontiformes; Goodeidae. The transcript has 7 exons. Gene Ontology annotation, biological process: positive regulation of transcription elongation by RNA polymerase II. The coding region runs from base 144 to 3869 and encodes 1241 amino acids. The record is from RefSeq and is a predicted model, not a curated record.